Molecule: messenger RNA, 1354 nt
Organism: Hevea brasiliensis (rubber tree)
Lineage: Eukaryota; Viridiplantae; Streptophyta; Magnoliopsida; Malpighiales; Euphorbiaceae
Product: ethylene-responsive transcription factor ERF014
Exons: 1
Coding region: 321-1019 (232 amino acids)
Biological process (GO): regulation of DNA-templated transcription
Molecular function (GO): DNA-binding transcription factor activity; DNA binding
Source: RefSeq, a predicted model, not a curated record
AUCUGUCACCCAUUUUACAUUCAAGUGUGGAACUACCGUGUACUGUUUCUUUACCAAGGGAAUUUGCCAUAACCUUAUAAAUUCAACCCCUGAGUGCCUCCAAUCCAUCUAAAAGUACCAAACCUUUGUCCUUCAUUCUCAGUUCGCUUCUUUUUCUGUUUUCCUCGUCUUCAAAAGAACAAGAACAAAAGUUAACCAAACAGUACUGACACAGAAGACUACUCCUUUAAGAUCAAGAUCCCUUUUGUUCUUCAAGAAAAAAGCCUUGAUCUUUGAUCAUUCAUUGGUCUUUUUUGAUCUUUUUCCGUUCAUAGUUCCUAAUGGUGAAGUCUGAGCAAAAGAUCCAAUCAGGGACAUCAAAGGCAAUGGCAAAAACAUCAUCAUCAGCAGCAGCAGCAGCAACAGCAGCAAGCAAGAAGAAGUACAAGGGAGUGAGGAUGAGAAGUUGGGGCUCAUGGGUUUCAGAGAUAAGAGCACCAAAUCAGAAAACAAGAAUAUGGUUAGGUUCUUAUUCUACUGCUGAAGCUGCUGCUAGAGCCUAUGAUGCGGCACUUUUAUGCCUCAAAGGCUCAUCAGCUAAUCUCAACUUCCCUAUCACUUCUUCUCAUUACAUUCCUGACACUGUUAUGUCCCCUAAGUCCAUUCAAAGAGUGGCUGCAGCUGCUGCAAAUAGCUUUGUGGACAAUGCCACCACAAUCACCACCACCACCACUGCCGCCACGUCCUCUACGUCCACCACCCCAUCAGUAUCAUCAACACCUCUUCCCUCAUCCUUUUCCUCAUCACCCUCACCAUCAUCCUCCAUGUCUUCUUCACAGCCCGAUCAUCUUGAUGACGAUGUGUCAUUAAUGCAGCCUUUUGGGAGCUACAGCGAACCACUUCCUAUGCUAUACGAUUCAUGGUACAACUUUGAAGAUCUGCAAUCGCCCAAGUUUCUCGAUCAAAUGUUCAAUCCACCAACGAUGACACUGGAUGAUUUUUUCGAAGGUGAUAUUCAUCUAUGGAGUUUUGCAGAAUAGUUGUUCGAAAUAUCAUCAAAUCCAAAGAUUUUUAAGGCCAACCGAUUUCAUUCUUUUGUCCAUUAAUUCAUAUAUAUAUAUAUAUAUAUACAUCUUCUGUUGCUUCAAGACAUUACUGACAAAGUGACCUACUAGUUCAUAUGCUAGUGUAUUGAUUUAGGAGAGAACAGAGACUCACAUGGGGCAGGAAACAUUUUUUUGGACUCUCUUAUGUGGGUUCUCAUAUAUAUAUAUAUAUUGAAAUUUUUAUGUACUAUCAAAUUAUUCAAAGUGUGGCUGUACUAUGUUUGCAUUGUAAUUGAAUAAGAUUAAAGGUGGGAAAUUAUUUUUUUUAA